This is a messenger RNA of Podarcis raffonei (Aeolian wall lizard), 3053 nucleotides long. RefSeq names its product GDNF-inducible zinc finger protein 1-like. The coding region runs from base 183 to 3053 and encodes 956 amino acids. The record is from RefSeq and is a predicted model, not a curated record. The transcript has 7 exons. Gene Ontology annotation, molecular function: protein binding. Gene Ontology annotation, biological process: regulation of cytokine production; regulation of immune system process; negative regulation of transcription by RNA polymerase II. NCBI's taxonomy places the organism in Eukaryota, Metazoa, Chordata, Lepidosauria, Squamata, Lacertidae.
UUUGCAGUUCCUGCCUUUCCUUGCCCUGCUACGGUGGCCGCCGAGGGUCAGGCGGAGCGUUUUCCUUCCCUGCUUUGAGGGAUGCUGCAAAAAGGAAAAGAAAGGUCCGCUUAGUUUCAGCUCCGCUUCCUUCUCUCCGCCCCGGGAAAGGCAGCAGCGCUUGGUUGUCAUAAUUCAAAAGGAUGGAGAAAAAGAAAAUUGUAAUGAAAUCCAACACGGCUGCUUCCAACCUACUGAGAACCUUGCAUUCUCUCUAUCAGUUUGGCCACUUCUGUGAUGCAAUAAUAUACACAGACCAGUUUGGCAUCCAGGAGGAGUUUUUCGUUCACAAAGUCGUAUUGGCUGCUUCCAGCAAUUACUUUAGAAGCCUGUUCCUCACCGAUGAGAUGCUGAAAGCCAGAGAUUGUCGGGUGACUCUCCAGGGUGUUCACACUGAAGAAUUUGCCUGCUUCCUAAAGUUUGCCUACACAACAGAAGUAGAAAUUGAAGCGGACAAACUGCACCGAAUAAAGGAGGUAGCCGAAAGACUUGAAUGCCAAGAUCUGCUUGAUGUUUUUGAAGAAAUGAAGGCUGUGGGAGAAGAUUUGGAUCUGGGGGUUCAUUCAGAAAGACAUGAAGGCGGUAGGUCUGUCUGCAGUAAAACAAAACAAGUAGAAAACAAGGAACAGAGUGCUUCGUCCCGAAUUUUGGCAGCGCCCAUGAAGAGACAGCUUUGGGACCGAAAGAAGCACACAAAACUGACUGCCGUCUAUGAUGGUAGUGAAGGUAAACCUGGCCAUUCUGACAAAUAUGGUGUUGUGUUUGAGGGGCCCAAAGACAGCACAGCAGCGUCAACUGGAUGUAAUGAAAUAGACAUGCACGGCGCUUAUACUAUGAAGCAUGUCAGCCUGCUGGAAAAUAAGGCCAGCCACCUGUCACUAAAUCAGGUGGACUCCAAGGAAGCCUGCAUUGUUACAAGCAAGAUACUACCUGGCCAGGAGGAGGGUGAAAACAUUUUGAAUCUUAGCAAAACCAAACUCAGGAAAUCGCCACGCAAUAUAUCGAAAGUCUUGCCCCAAACAUACACAUGUGACCAGUGUUGUCAUUCCUUCCAUUUUGCCAAGCAGUACCAGUCACACAUGGAACAAGAACAUGACGCAGAUCUGGUGGUUCAAUAUAGCUGCGAUAUGUGUGGCCAACUCUUUCCCAGUUGCCAGGACCUAAGGCAACAUAGGCUCACCGUUCACAAUGAUGAAAAGCAGUUCCCCUGCUUGUUGUGCGACAAAAGGUUUAAGUGCCAGAAAGACAUCAGCCAUCAUAUGCGGAGAGUGCAUGAGAAGAAAAAGAAUCCUCAGAGGUGUCCCUACUGUGACAAAGUGAUCAGCUCUAAAUGUGGCUUGACGGUUCACAUUCGAACACAUACGGGAGAGAAGCCUUAUAAGUGCGGCGGCUGCGCGGCAAGUUUUGCUCAGAGAUCUGCCUUCACCACUCAUGUAAGAAAAAUACAUGAAUCAGGACAAGACAGGAAACUCAGUCCAGAUUACUGGAUGAUAGCCCCGCCAACAAAAAAAGCAGAUGUUAUAGAUAGCAAAGUUGACAAGAAUAGCAAAACAUACCCAAAGGUACCAAACAGCGACUUGCAAAGAGAACCUGUGGAUGAAAAAACUCGGGAGCUUGAGGGAGAAUCCAGGAAUCCUCCUCCUUUAGAAGCAGAGUCUGAGAGGAAAGAGGAAAGUCAAGAGGAAUGUGGUGAUGCUGAUAUUCAAAGAGAAAAACCAGGUGGACACAGGACUUUGGUUGCAGAGGACUGUGUAAAAGGAGAAAGGGACUGUGAAAUAGAAGGAAGGGGCAGGGAAGAGAAUGAGGCAGUCUCUUCCGAAGACGUCGAUGAGAAUUCAAAUGAUCAAGACGCUGAAGAAAGCAAAUCGGACGCCGGUUGCAAAGCGAGGGGCGUUGUGAACAAAAACGAGGGCGCCAAAAAAUCGGCCUAUGUUAUAACGUGUACCAAAUGUGCAGAGAAGUUCGUCUCGAGGAAGAAAUACACUGACCACUGCAAAAACGUCCACCAUUCUGUGCCUGGUAAAAUUUAUCAGUGCGACGUCUGUAGCAAGUCCUUCGCGAGUUACAACAGCUGGAAGGAGCACAGGGCGAGCGUCCACACGGACGACAGGCAGUUUUCCUGCACCCUCUGCAACGCCACUUUUAAAAGGAAAAGGGACGUGAGGACCCACUAUAUGCGGAAGCACGAAGGAAGAGUGAAGCGUCCCCUUUGCUCUGUCUGCGGGAAGAUCUUGAGCUCAAGAACGGCGCUAGUGUUUCACAUGAGGACCCACACAGGCGAGAAGCCGUACCAGUGCAGCAUUUGUUGCUCAAGAUUUGCUCAGCCAUCGCAGCUCAAAAUACACACCAGGUCCCAUACAGGUGAAAAGCCAUACAUCUGUGAGGAUUGUGGAGCUUGCUUUGUGGAUAAAGGCAAGCUUACUGGCCACAAGAGGACACAUACAGGAGAGCGUCUGUUCAAGUGUGAUGUCUGUGGAAAACAUUUUUCUACCAACGAAUACUUGAAAUGCCAUAAGCGCUGCCACAUGGGAGCCAAGCCAUACAAGUGUGAUGUGUGUGGGAAAACAUUUGGACUGAGGGCCUCAUUAGCCCAACACAGUAACGUUCAUGCAGAGACUCCUCCUUAUUUCUGUGAGCAGUGUGGAAAGACCUUUACUCAGCAAGGAGCCCUGAGGCGUCACCAGCGUAUUCACACUGGAGAAAAACCCUACAAGUGCAGGGCCUGUGAAAGGACCUUCACAGAUCUGUCUACCCUGAGAAGGCAUGUCCUGGUACAUGAUCGGAAUGCUCACUGGAGGACUUUCUUAAUAGAUCUUACCAUCAAAAAGGAUCACAACUGGUCCAAAAUAGAGCCUUUUUCUAAUAUCCGUAUGGGAGAGGACUCUAAUCUGGUUUGGUCCGACGGCCAAAGUAAACUUUAUAAACCAGAGAGCACCAGUGUAAAAAAAGCGGAACACAUAUCAUGUGGUAGUAGUAAUGCCAGAGAUCCUGACCAUUCCCUUACGUAUUUAUAA